GCGGCUGAUAAAUGAGGGGCUAAUGGAGGGCAGGCUUCGUUCGCGAGCAGUUUCUCUUUUGUGAUGUUCCAACUGUCAUCUGUGGAAAGCGCAGCUCUCGUGACGGGUCCCUAAUCUCCGUAUCUGGGCCAGUUGUGGUAGCUCUUCUGGUUUGUAAGGAGCCGUAGUCCUACGUCGAGUUCAAAUUCAGGAGAAGAGUCCUGUGGCGGCAUUUAAUUGCCCUGGAGAUAGGCCCAAUUCUUCACUUCCGGAAAAUCGAAAAUAAGAGCCCACUGGAGCCUCCAAAAGAGUCAAGGGCUCGCCGAGUUUUAAAACCAGAUUAAUGUUGUGGGGCUUCUUUUUGUUGGAAAGCUUUUCUAUCCUUAAAACCUUUACUACCUUUCUCUUCUUUGUAAUGCGAUGCCAGCCCCUUUUCUCCUUUUCCCGAAGACGUGGCUUUUCUGUUAUAUGGAGUUAUCAGAACCAUAUAGGAUCUAAAAUGUCUUAAAGACGCUUACCCUAUAAUACAUAUCAAACUUGCAUUUUGCAGUUGUAAUUCACUACACUGCGUUGUUUUAAUCCUUGUAAAUUUGAGCAUCCAUCAAGAUUGUUCCCAAACAUCUUAUUAAAAUUUAAAUGCUGCACUGCAGUGCUACUGUGUGUGGAUAUUGAACUCUGAAAAUGCUUUAUUGUUAUGUUUAUUUACAAUCAACAAACAAAAGGUUCAAGUUGACAGAGGUAAAGUUGCACAUAUGGAUAUUCAAAAAUCAAGAGCAGUUGAGUAAGAUUAGACAAGAAAAGGGUGGGGCUCUUGAUUUACUCAAGGAACUUAAGAAUAUACCCAUGACGCUGGAACUGUUACAGUCUACAAGAAUUGGAAUGUCUGUGAAUGCAAUUCGGAAACAAAGUACAGAAGAAGAAGUUACAUCUCUAGCAAAAUCUCUCAUUAAAUCAUGGAAGAAAUUGUUAGAUGGACCAUCAAAUGACAAAGAAUCUGACGACAAGAAAAAAGAAUCUGCAUCAUCGUCACAAAAUAGUCCUGAAGCGAGGGAAGAAAGCAGUUCCAGUAGCAAUUCAAACAGCAAGAAAGAGGAUUCUAACAUUUCAUCAGACACAUAUAUUUCUUCUUUUCCUCGGGCUCCAAACACAUCUGAUUCUGUACGGAUGAAAUGCAGGGAAAUGUUGGCAGCAGCUCUUAAAACAGGAGAUGAUUAUAUUGCUAUUGGUGCUGAUGAGGAAGAACUAGGUUCUCAGAUUGAAGAAGCUAUAUUUCAGGAGCUAAAAAAUACUGACAUGAAAUAUAAAAAUAGAGUGCGCAGCAGGAUAGCAAAUCUUAAAGAUACAAAAAAUCCUAAUUUAAGGAAAAAUGUUUUAUGUGGAAAUAUAACUCCUGAUAGAUUUGCUAAAAUGUCAGCAGAGGAGAUGGCAAGUGAUGAACUGAAAGAAAUGAGGAAGAACCUUACCAAAGAAGCUAUAAGAGAGCACCAGAUGGCUAAAACAGGAGGAACACAGACUGAUCUAUUUACCUGUGGUAAAUGUAAAAAGAAGAACUGUACUUACACCCAGGUUCAGACCAGAAGUGCCGAUGAACCUAUGACAACAUUUGUUGUAUGCAAUGAAUGUGGAAACAGAUGGAAGUUCUGCUAGAAGAAGAAAUUGUUGGACCAGUUAAAAAUAAUUUUAUAAUUCGCUUUAAGAACUAGGUAAAGCAUCCUAUUACUUGCAGAGAUGUUUUUGUUUGUUUGCUUCCUUUUAAGCAGAUAACUCUGAAGUUAGAUUUUGUUUUUGACAUGACCAUCCCUGUAGUUAAUAGUCAGAGCCAGGAUGCUUAGUUGUAUGGUGUAAUAUUUUUUCCAUUUUUAUAAGCAAUUCUACAUUAAACUUUUAUCUAUGAAAUUUGGGUAACUGUUUUUUUCUUAAUUUUUUAAACAAUUUAUUGUACUUAUUUGCUUUUGACAUACAUGGUUGAAUUUUUUUUUGUAAAUACUCCAUUUGAAUCAUUUCAGUGUGUUAAAGCAAAGUUUUUCAUUAUACUAAAAAAAUAACCCAUAUCUAGUGUGGGUAGGUAGGCUCUAUAAAUCAUUUUUGCAAUUCAUCAUAAUAUUUCUUGUUCCAUAACAUAGAAGAGCCUUUUUUGUAUUGUCAAACUUCAAAUAGUUUUGAAAUUUGUAUUGAUAUACCCCUACUAUUAUACAGCAUAAAAUAUGUGCAGUAUUUUUAUAUUAAUGAAUUCUAGUCUACCUUUUAAUGUAUUGAUUUGAUCUGUUUUGUUUGGUCUCUUGUUUUCGAAACAUGACCAAAAACAUUAUGUAAUUUACCAAUCACACAGACAUUUGGCAACAAAUACAUUUAACUGAAAAAUAGUCUAGAAUGAGUCCUAGAUCU
Ahaetulla prasina is the source of this 2364-nucleotide messenger RNA. RefSeq names its product transcription elongation factor A1 (gene TCEA1). The transcript is spliced from 11 exons. Bases 661 to 1626 code for a protein of 321 amino acids. The record is from RefSeq and is a predicted model, not a curated record. Gene Ontology annotation, biological process: positive regulation of transcription by RNA polymerase II; transcription elongation by RNA polymerase II; DNA-templated transcription. NCBI's taxonomy places the organism in Eukaryota, Metazoa, Chordata, Lepidosauria, Squamata, Colubridae. Gene Ontology annotation, molecular function: zinc ion binding; nucleic acid binding. Gene Ontology annotation, cellular component: nucleus.